AUGACCGCCGUUUGGGACCCCGAUCGAGUCCUCAACGUCCGCGGCCGCGGCAUCUACCAGAAUGGCAUCCAAUGCAACGGAGCCAACGGCGGCUACGGGCCACGAUGUGGGUGGACAAAGGGUCGGCGCCUCGACGAGGCACCAGAUGUGCGGCGUGCCGAAGCGCUCCUGCACUCCCUGGCUGCCCGCCCGCCUACCAACAUCAGCAUGGACACCCUCGAAGAGCUCGCCUGGCUGUGUCUUUGCCGUGACCACCAUCAGGAUCAAAUGAGGUUGAUCGCGCAGAAGUGGGACCGAUUGGUCCGCAGUGCUGCUGCUAAGUACGUUCCGCCUGCUCCGGUCCCGGUCCCGGCCCCGGCCCCGGCCCCGGCUCCCGGGCCUACACCGACCCCAGCGUGGGCGCCCCUGGUGCCAGCCUCGGCCACAUCACCAGCCACAGUCCCUGCACCAGUCGUUACAUUCGACUCAUUGCAAUGGAAAUCUGCCGACUGGCAGAGCGUGCUCGUCCCUCUUACCAGCUCAACCGCGCAAGUCAAGUCCCCCAGCACAACAACGCCAGCCAAGACUCCCAGCCCGCCACCCACCCAACCCGCUAUUCAAACCGCAGAGAAACCACGCCACGAACGAAUACAGCACGCCAAUGCCCCAACCAAACCCACCACACGUGCCCGUUCCCCAUCCCGUGAGCGCACCAACUCCGAACUCCAAGCAGCCCUGGUCAAGCUCUCCGCGCUGCAAAUCCAAAACACCGAGCUUCGCGACCAAGAACAGCGUCUCAAGGUCCUGGAGAAGGAGUACGCAGACUUCAAACAGAGCACCACCACCGAGUUGGCCGGUGCGCAGGUCAAGAUUGUCACGCUGGAGAAGGAGAACAAGAACUUCCGCGAGGAAGCCGAUCGGCUGCAGGCGCUUGAGGCGGAGUAUUCGCAGUCGAGCCAGGAGUCAAAUGAUGCGUUGGUUUGGUCGCAGGAUCAGCUGUCGACGUUGCAGACGCAGCAUACUGAUUUGAGUGAGGAGCAUGAGACUUUAGCGGCGGAGUAUGCGGCGUUGAAGGAGCAGGCUGCUGCCCAAGCGGAAGAACACGAGAAAGCACUGCGAUCACAGGCCGAAGCUGUCGAGAUAGAGCGUGCCGAGGCUCUCGCAAAGGCUGAACGGGUCUACACCGAAAAGGCGCUGGCCUUGGCAGACCUGCAGUCGGAGUACCAUGGCCUGCAAAACCGCGCUGCGCUGACCACGAUCAGCUUGCAAGCACAAACGGCUGCAGUUCUCAAACUUCAAGCCGAGUACGAUACCCUCCAGUCGGAACACACAAGUCUCAAGAGCAAGUAUGCCGCCCUGCGUUCCGGAUACACCGGCCUCGAAGGACGACACCUGGCCCUCGAGGCCUCCCACGCCGGGUGUUUGGCGGAAACCCAUAUGCAAGCCGCAAACAUGAUCCUCUUGCAGGACCAAAUCGCCGCGCUCUCUCACUCUGAAGCCCAGCUACGCGCCGAGGCCCAGCAGCGCGAUGUCACGCUGCAAGAUACCCGCGAUAAGUUGGGGUAUGCCCUGCGUUUGGCGGACGAGGUUGUAUCUGUUAGCUUUGCUGCUGCAGGGCGCAGAAACACCAAGUUCCAGGGCCGGGCCAGUCGGUUGGUGAAGAAAGCUGGGGCGCGGACGGUCGGGAAGGUGAAGGAUCUUGGGAGAUCGAAGGGGAGGACAAAUAAGGAGUCGAGAGGCGUGGUAGCGGUGAAUGAAAAGGUCCGUGACGGGAGUAGCACGGGAAGUAAUCCGGAUCUUCACGGCCGCCAAACGAGCCCGGUUCGCACAACUGCGAAUGUGGGGGUCCUUCCGGCGAGAUCGAAGAGAUCAGUGUUGGGCGGCGUACAAGGCUGGUUGAAGAAAUUAGGGCCUCGGUCUUGA
Messenger RNA from Dichotomopilus funicola, 1902 nucleotides. RefSeq lists its product as uncharacterized. The transcript has a single exon. NCBI's taxonomy places the organism in Eukaryota, Fungi, Ascomycota, Sordariomycetes, Sordariales, Chaetomiaceae. The coding region runs from base 1 to 1902 and encodes 633 amino acids. The record is from RefSeq and is a predicted model, not a curated record.